AUGCACCGCUCAUAUUGUUCCGCGCUUGCCGGUGUUAUCGACCUGCUGACGGGCGACAAGGCUCGAAGUGCGGUGAGCAUCGAGAACAUCAAGGCAAAGGGUUUGAAGUCGCUCCGUGAUAGCAUGGUCGAGUACAUCUGCAAUCGCGUCGCCGAAAACCGAUCUGCGGCGCCGACUUCUGGAGGCGUUGGAACCGCCGACAGUGCGAUUGAUGACGACGGCGCGGAAAGUCAGACGGCGCCCCAAGCAGCAGCUGCCGCCCAGCACCAGAAUGAGGAAGCGGAGGAUGGCGAUGCGGGUAAUGCUACGAGGUCGGCAGAAGAUGGGGGGAAGGAGAAGGAUGAGGUCGGCGCGGAGGCAACGACGGAACAGGGCCAGGAGGAGGCGGCAUGCGAAGGUGCGAAGGUGUCGGUCGACGCCGGCGAAGGUGCGAACAUCACGGGCAUGCAGGAGACGGAGGAAGCAUCUGGUCGGCAGGGCCAUGAACAGGUCGACGUCGAGGAACUGCUGCGGGAGAACUUCCUGUUGAGGGCGGAGAACGCUCGGCUGAAGGCGUUGCUCGAUGAGGAGCAGGCUCGGCUGGACGGGUUUUUUGGUGGGUUACAUGGACUCGUCGACCACCUGAAAGAGUUGGCCGAACAGAUCGACGACACCGACAAGUUUGCGGCGCAGCAGCUGCGAAACGCGACGGCGGACAUGUCGAAGACCAUCACGGGCAACAUCACCGGCAGCUUCGACGAAGCGUGGAAGACGAUGAAGACAUUCGCGGAACAGGCGUCGGCGUGGUUGGAGGACUUCGACAAUCCGGAGGGUCGUGUGGCAUGUGCACGCGCUGAAGCUGUCGACGCCUUGGCCGAGCACGUGGAUGGGGUGGUGGGCGCUGCGAGGCGGGGUUUGGAGCUGUACAUCACGACGCAACUAUCCGCCGCGCAGGUCAACAUCGCCACCGCUGUGACCUCCAGGCUCCCCGUGCAGCCGCCGCCACCGCCUCAGCCCACGCCGCCCGCCCUCCCGGAAGAGCUCUUGAAGUCGUUCAAGGCCGACAUCAUGAAGACGGUGACGGAGGCCACCCAGCAGUCGUUCGUUGCUUCCGGGAUGAAGAUGUUGACCGAGAUGAUCGGCACUGUGGCGCCUGGUCGACGCGGGUCGUCGCCGUCGGCCAAUGACGCAGAUCAAGCGCAAAGGAGGGCGGCCGACAAGCAGGGCGAGAAGAGGACGGGCGACGGAGACGACAAGGAGAGCGUGAAGCGGAGCAAGGGAUCGGACGGGAGCCGCGGCACGAAGCCUCCUGCUCAGAGCGUGGUCGAGCAGCUAAAGUCGAAGGCGGGGUGGAAGGUGAUAAGGACGUCGAACAGCAAGGGAAGCGGAAGCGGGAAGGCAGAGGGUGGCCCUGCCGACGGGGUUGCCGCUAACGUCGGUGCACCGCCUGGCCCGCCUUUGGUCGCCGAGCAGACCAAACCGCAGGCGACCUCCGGGAAAGGCGUGACCGACAAGGAGGCCCCUACUGCUCAGGCGGCAAACGACGGCGGCGCCGGAACCACCAAGGGACCGUCCGUCGCGGUGGCGGCCAAGGGCAACGCGAAGGCCGCCUCUGCCAAGUCGAUUCCCCGUAAGUCCCCAGCGGCUACCCCCGCGCCGGCCGGCAAGUCAGGCGCCAACAACGAUGGGCCGGCCAUUGCGGCCCCUCCAGCUCCAGCAGCACCAACUGCCGACAAGGGCGACGCGACGGCUGCUGCGGCUAAGCCCGAAGGUCCGUCACCUGCUAAGGUGCCCGCCGGCAGUAACGCGCUCAGGGAGAUGCUCCGCCGCAUGGAUGCGGAUCGCAGGGACGUGCAGCAGCCUCCAGUGGUCGACGCCGCCCUUGCCGAAACAGCACGUCGCUCAGUCACUUCGCAGGUUGUCGGCAAAUCGACCGGUGCCCCACCUGCCGUGCCUCAAGUCGCCGCCCCACCGCCCGCGGAACCCAAAUCCGCGUUUCUUCGCGCCCAUUUAGGCGCACGCAAAGCGGGAGCUCGACAAGUGACUCAGCCGGAACCCGGCAAAAGCGCGACGCCGACGUCGGUAAACGCGACUUCACCCACACCAGGUGCAGCUGUGGUCGCUCGACAAGUGACUCGACAGGAACCCAGCAAAAGCGCGACGCCGACGUCGGUAAACGCGACUUCACCCACACCAGGUGCAGCUGUGGUCGAUGCUGCGGCGGAGAAGGGUGUGAGCGCGGCGCUAGCCACCGGCGGCCGAGCCGACAGGCAUGCCAACCUCGCUGCCGUUCUGGCUCAAUUUGAAGCAGCAAAACGGCCCGAGCAUGCCUCAGCACUGGCCAUCAUGGACACGGCACAUGCGGAACCGUCGGGGACCCACGGUGGGGGUUCGGCGGAGCCGACGGCUGCAACGGCUGCUGUCGCCGAGGGAAAUGCGGGACGGAAGGGUAAGGACGACACCGGGAAAGGGAAGGCGGUCUCGCAGAAGAGCACGCGGGCGAUGUCGGCGGAGAAUGAGAUGUCGGAAGAGAAAGGGAAGAAGCCGGCAUGGAAUCAGGACAAGACGGGCGGCAAGAAGCCGGCGAAGAGGAAGGCGAAGGCGGAAGAGGAGGAGGAGGAGGAGGAGGAGGAGGAGGAGGAGGAGGAGGAGGAGGAGGAGGAGGAGGAGGAGGAGGGGGAGGAGGAGGAAGGGCAUGGACGCCGGGGUCAUGGCAUCCGCCGAGACAGGUCUGGCGACGGGCUUGGGUGGGUGGGCGAGAUCAAGAUUAAGGGCCAGAAUCGGUACAUCGGCAUGUCGCGCGAUAAGAUGGAUCUGGCCUACGAGCACGCGAUUGCGUACUUGCUCUACGACGGCUACGUGAGCAAGGUGCUGACGAAGGAGCUCACCGUCUUGAAGCCGGGGCAGUUGGAUGAAUGGAAGGCGGUAUGGGAGGAGCUCAGGUUCCUGUCGACCGGGAUGUGGACGGUGAUGUGGGCCAGAGGCUUGUGCCAUCCGAGAGCAAGGUUCGACGAUAUACUCGGCAGGUACCGUGGGUACGCGAGCUCGGGUGAUGCGCUUCAUGACGUGCUCUGGCCGGCGAUAUGGUUCGCCAUCAUCGAAGACACAGAGGCAGGCAAGGCGGAGACAACCGCUCUCUUGUCGGCGAUGGUAAAUCGUGUGUCGAUGUGCGCGGCGUAUGAGAAGGUUGCGGCGAGCGUGGCGUUUGGGAAGGUCGACGCGACCGUGGAGGGGAAGGCGGGUGAGAACGCGGAGAUGGAAGGCGCGGAGGGUAAGGCGGACGAGAAGACGGAGAUGGGGGCCCAGGCGUUAGCGGCAUCUGCAUGCGCCCUCUGGUGCUACAUGUCGACGGGUGCGUCGGUGCUCGGUGCUGUGGGCGAAGGGAAGGCGGCCGCGAUGGUGGCAGGUGCAGGGGAGGAGAGGACCGAGCGCUUCAAGAAGGUCAUGCACUUGGUUUUCGACUUUGCAAAAAGUCGGAAGGCUCCCGCGGGGGAGGUUGCACAUAACGUCGCGCCAGAGCUGCAGCGCUAUGGAGUGGCCAGGGCCUUCGAGGCGGGAAUUGAGGAAGUCGAGGCCGACAUGAUCGCAAGAGCGACGGUCGAGACCUUGGCGUUCUGGGGAAUGUGCCCCGUCGCCGGGCCCAAGCUCAAAGCGGAGGGCAUCGAUGUGCCGUGUGACGCGAAGAUGGAGUACGAUUUGGAGAACAGGGGGAGGAAGGGUGAGAAGGUCAAGCAGGGCAAGGGCAGCAAGAGGAAGAAGACGAAGGCGGAGAAGCAGGCGAAGGACAGUACGGAUGCGUAG
Molecule: messenger RNA, 3780 nt
Organism: Closterium sp. Yama58-4
Lineage: Eukaryota; Viridiplantae; Streptophyta; Zygnematophyceae; Desmidiales; Closteriaceae
Source: the annotation of a GenBank genome assembly